Chiloscyllium plagiosum (whitespotted bambooshark) is the source of this 5558-nucleotide messenger RNA. It is a transcript of the gene slc25a38b, whose product is annotated as solute carrier family 25 member 38b. Gene Ontology annotation, molecular function: glycine transmembrane transporter activity. Gene Ontology annotation, biological process: glycine import into mitochondrion. The record is from RefSeq and is a predicted model, not a curated record. Lineage: Eukaryota; Metazoa; Chordata; Chondrichthyes; Orectolobiformes; Hemiscylliidae. Gene Ontology annotation, cellular component: mitochondrion; mitochondrial inner membrane.
GGCCGGUCCUGGGGCAGAAGCAGCUGAAACCGGUUUAGAUUCGGAGAGAUCCUGGAACCGAGAUCAGAGCUGGAGCUGCGGGCAGACCGGGUCCAUUGGUAGCGGCUCAGAAACAAAUAUAAUGGAAGAUGAGGUGUUGUAAAGCAAAGAGUAUUCUCUCUGACCCGGAGCUUGGGACCAGGAUCUGAAUCAGAAUCGGUUCCAGAUCCAGGCGCCGAAUCAACACAAAACUAAUCUCAGGAACUUGGACUUAAUCUCAGCUCAGGGACUGAUCCCAGGACACAGAGGACUGGAUCCCAAGAUCACUCACUGAUCCCAGGACACAGUGGACUGGAUCCCAAGAUCACUCACUGAUCCCAGGACACAGAGGACUGGACCCUAAGAUCACUCACUGAUCCCAGGACACAGAAGACUGGAUCCCAAGAUCACCCACUGAUCCCAGGACACAGAGGACUGGAUCCCAAGAUCACUCACUGAUCCCAGGACACAGAGGACUGGACCCUAAGAUCACCCACUGAUCCCAGGACACCGAGGACUAGAUCCUAAGAUCAGGAACUGAUCCCAGGACACAGAGGACUGGAUCCUAAGAUCACUCACUGAUCCCAAGACACAGAGGACUGGACCCUAAGAUCACCCACUGAUCCCAGGACACCGAGGACUAGAUCCUAAGAUCAGGAACUGAUCCUCAGGUUGCACACUGAACCCAGGAGGAGGUCCAGUCCUGGGCACCAGAGUUGAGGUCGUUAAUCCAGGAUUGGGCAAGGAGGAAGAAACAGAAGAUGGAAGUUUAUUUGUGUCAUCCUGUACUGAAAGCUUUCAUGUGUGGCUCUCUGAGUGGGACCUGCUCGACGCUGCUCUUCCAGCCGCUUGACCUGGUGAAGACUCGUCUCCAGACUGUGCAGGGUUCACUGAAUGGAUCGGGGCGAGUUGGAAUGAUUACCAUAUUGCUGAAUGUUAUUCGCACUGAACGAAUUAUUGGAUUAUGGAAAGGAGUCUCUCCGUCGUUUGUCCGUUGCAUUCCUGGAGUUGGGAUUUACUUCAGUAUGCUGUAUUCGAUGAAGCAACAGUUCUUCAGCGAGAGAAGCCCUACGGCGCUGGAGUCGGUGGGUUUGGGUGCCAGCGCUCGUACAGUGGCGGGCAUCUGCAUGUUGCCCGUGACCGUGGUGAAGACUCGAUAUGAGAGCGGCAAGUAUCGGUACGAAAGUGUGUUUGGUGCUUUGAGAAAUAUCUACAAGACGGAGGGCACAAGAGCACUGUUCAGCGGACUAACGGCUACACUCCUUCGUGAUGCUCCCUUCUCUGGGGUUUACCUGAUGUUUUAUACACAGACCAAGAAAGCGUUACCUGAAGAGCGGUUCGACACACCACUUGUCCCUCUGAUCAACUUCAGUUGUGGCAUCUUUGCUGGCAUUCUAGCAUCUGUGGUGACACAGCCAGCUGAUGUUAUUAAAACGCAUAUGCAGCUCUCUCCCCAAAAGUACCGACGUGUCAGACAUACCAUCGUAUUUAUAUUUGAGAACCAUGGCAUUGUGGGCUUUUUCCGGGGUGCUGUUCCUCGGUCAUUGCGUCGAUCACUAAUGGCUGCCAUGGCCUGGACAGUUUAUGAACAGAUGAUGACCAAGUUGGGCCUGAAGUCAUGAAAUCUUAAGCUGAUAUAUGAAGGACUGUUUGACAAUGGAGCAGAGGAUCUUCCUGUCAGUUGAAAAUGUCGCUACUCGAGACUUCAGUGGAACUGGAGUCUUUGAAAGUGAACAGUGGUUCCUUUUAUUUUGGUUUAAAAUAAGUUGCAUCGUAGCAGAGUGGAGUUUACACUGUUUGAAUCUGUGCCAAAGAGCACCUGGUAAAUGUAUGCACAGAUAAAUGUAUUCUGUAACCUCUUGACCUCUGUACUGUUCACUGAGGUUAUAUAACAGGCAAAUGAAACGUGUUUAUAAGGUUGGGCCCAAGUCUGACCUUUUUCCCGAUUAGUUGGCACUUUUCCCUGGAAACUAAACAUGAGUCAGUGUUUAUUAAAAUACUCCAACCAUAAUUUCUUAACAGGAGCUGAGCAUCUCUCCUGAUGUUAUAUUGAGGGUGAUGUCCAGUUAAUUGAUGGACUGGAGAAAAUUAUUGUUAGCCCCCUUUAGUACAAGGUUCAAGAACCCAGAGCUGCCCAUAUCAGUUAAUCUGUCGUCACCUUCACAACCUGAAACACAUUCGCUCACAUGUCCUGAAAGGAAAGGAUGAAUACAGCACCCUUUGCCAUGCUGUAUGAGCAAGGAAUUCGCUUAUCUAUGCAGGUUCAAAGUAGGGGGUUUCUGCAAUUAGUCUGAGCAUCUAUUUGGAUAUUGAGUCAAAUUCUCCCCUGAUCCAGGCACGUGGGUUUCAGCAAAUAGCAGGAGUGGCUGUGAUGCUAUCCUAAGUUUUAAUGGCCAGUCAGUAUUCAACCUUCCAAAUCACCAGGCUUUUUGGGAUUCCAGUAACCCCAGGAGGAUUUUACCACAGUGCAGCCACAUUCAUGUUAAAAUCAAAUGAUUGCUGGAUUAUAUAAAAAAAAACUACCUUGAUCUCCAUAUUCUGUGACAGAGAUCCCACUAAAUUUUCUAGACGAUUAUCCGUGCAGCUGCAACCACAUGCAGUUUAUCAGAAACAUGGCUGUCUAGGAAAGUUAAAAUUGAUGACAACUUUUCUGAGAGGAAGGUUUGAAUUAUAAUUAUUUCUUUGAGUAUGAUUCACACAAAGUUAGUGAAUUUUGGAGUAUUCUGAAAUCUACCGGGUUAAGCUAUAAAGGUUUCAGUUUGAUGUAGAUUGGAAAUUUCUACUGACUCAGGAAUCUGCUUUACCCAGGCUUGGUGCCAACAAAGGGAAGGGUGGGUUUGAUAUUGGCACUGUGGCACCACUCUGAUUUUUGACCUAGUUUUGGGAGUAACCAGAUUUAAGAACUACAGAUCCCCUUACAGCUGAGAUCUCCCAGCUGAGCACUGCAUUGUGGCCAGAACUCAGUAUGUAGAAAAAUGAACAACUCUUGAUUUUUACUUAUAUUUCUUGCCCCAUUAGUGAACCUAUGAAUCUGAAUUUUUGGCACGACAUGUCUCAAUGCUGAUACUUGAUUUUAUUUUUAAGAGGGCAGGGGAUAAAUCCUAAAUCCAAAAGUCAUAGUUGUAGAAGCUGUGAUGGGAAAAAUUGGAUUUAAACUUUUUUUCCAUGGAUCGUGAAGUUCAGGGUGCAACUUGAAGACUCAUUUGUAAAAAAAAAAGCUUGAUUCACCAAAGAUUUUGAUGCUUUUGGAUUCUUCAUAAAUACUGCCUAUGAAGUUCAUUCCCCCCUUAGAUAUUGUAUUGGAUUGGAGCUGGAAUCUUAGGUUUGUUGUGGGGGAUCUUUAGAUUUUCUAAUCCUUUUUAUUGCAGUUGUUGCACCCACUCCCUCUUGCCAACAGAUUCAGCUACCCACCCACAUAUUGUGCUGAAACUGUGAGAUUAGUAAGCUGCGAGAAUGAAACUGAAUUCUCCAUUCAGUGCCAUGACACAUACUAAUGAUUGUUCAUACACUCCUCAAACAUAUUUCUCCCUCUAUCAUUUGUUUCUAUAAUUCUCAUAUUAAAUGCUAAUAUUUUAAUAAUAGAAUAACAAUAAUUGGUUUACAAAUAUAGAAUGUGCAAUAUGUUUCUCUGGGCCAAUACAGAAAUCUGUAUGAAUUGUUUAAUGCUAAUGGAUGAAAGUUGGGAGGCACAUUGCCAUUUUCAUAGUAUUGGAUUUUUGAAGGAGAACUUGGUCUUUUUCAAGCCUCUGUUCUGCUCACCUCCUUAUUUAGAUGAAACCUAAUGCUCACAGCCCUUACUGCCUUUCUUCAAAUACCACCAGUGAAAUACCACCAGUCAGACACAAGGACAAUAGAACAUUGAGUGUCCUUGAGCAGAGAGGGAAUUGGCAGCAUGGUGGCUCAGUGGUUAGCACAGCUACCUCACAGCACCAGGGACCGGGUUCGAUUCCCGCCUUGGGCAACUGUCUGUGUGGAAUUUGCGCAUUCUCCCAGUGUCUGCGUGGGUUUCCUCAGGGUGCUCCAGUUUCUUCCCACAAUCCAAAGAUGUGCAGGUCAGGUGAAUUGCCCAUGCCAAAUUGCCAAUAGUGAUAGGUGUGUUAGUUGGGGUAAAUAUAGGCUAGGGGACUGGGUCUGGGUGGGUUACUCUUUGGAGUGUCGGUGUGGACUAGUUGGGCCAAAGGGUCUGUUUCCAUACUGUAGGGAAUCUAAUCUAACUGCAAACAGUGUCUGUUCAUAAUCCCCUUUACUGUUACCCAGAAUGACAUUAGAUAGAGCAUUGCCAAACCAUCCCUGCUUAACAUUGUUCCAUAGUCUGGAGAACAGUUUAUAUUGGACUGGGUGGGAGAGGUAAGAGAUCAGCAUUGAUUCCUGUAGCUGCAGGCAGUUUAGUUCAAUUUGCUAAUCUCUCUGUCUUGUUAGGUAAAUGCACGAUGUUGCACAAGGCAGGGCAUUCCAAAGUUCAUUCUCUCAGCUGGGGCCAGUAAAGGGAUGGAAGUCAGAGUCCAGUGCUGAUAGCAGUCAGAUAAACUUGCUGGAAAGUGCAACUCUGUGUGUCAGCUUGGAUUUGUUUGUGCUGAUUUGAGGCUUCCAGCAUUCACCAGCCUAGCUAACUCUUGAAUAAUUGUCUUUUGGAUAUGAAAUGUGAAGGCUUUUAGAGAUGGAGUCUCAGUAUGAGUUGGGAGAGGGACGGAGAGAAUAUUGAUCUAAAAGGGUGUAGUGUAUAUAUUGCAGGGUGAUUGUGCAAGGUGGGACAUGAGCUUGAUUUUUGUUUAAAUCCUCUGUUCUCCUAAGGGACAUGUCAUGCUAGCAUCAUUCUAGUUGCCCUUUAGCCAACUAGGGAGAAGAUGUCAUGAAGUGGACUCCUUGUUUUUUCUCCCACCCCCUCUUCCUCUGUGGGAAAGGAUACCCUAGGGUGGCCCAGCACCCAGAACAAAAGAAUAAUGAUUUUGUACUAUCUGUAUUUUCUGCCACAAUAUUUAGAAUAGACAGGCAGGAGGCUGGAGCAGCACAACAAGCUAGGUAGCAUCAGGAGGUGGAGAAGUCAACUUUUCGGGUGUAACCCUUCUUCAGGACUGAAAAUUUAGAAUGCAUUUCUGCAAAGCCAGGCCUUCUGAUUGCUGUCAGUCAAUACAUCAGUUUGAUUCAGUACUAGGAAUGGUAAUGAGCAAAACUGAAAUUUCCCUUAAAAAUGUUCUUUCCUGAAAAUUCUUCUGCGCUGGACUUGCCUCUGCUGUCGGCCAUUUCUUAAGAAAUACAGCUGCAUUACGAGUCCUCAUUUUAUUGGGAUCUCAACUGGUUUGUGGGGAAACCUUGCAGAGUUUUAUUUAAGAUCAGUCUCCAUUGGAUUGGCUGAGUGAUCAUAUGCUGAAUAAUAUGCACUUUUCAUAAAGAGUGUCAAAAUGGAGCAUUUCCUGUAUUGAUAUUAAUUGAAUUGAAUGUGAAAGUUUGAAAUGGUGCUCAAAUUCAUGUUAUUGACCCAACUAAAACCUUGUAACUCAAAUUUAUUUAAUCGGGAUCAAUAAAAUGUGCUUUGUUUUAAA